This is a messenger RNA of Schizophyllum commune H4-8, 3361 nucleotides long. RefSeq lists its product as uncharacterized. Gene Ontology annotation, biological process: protein phosphorylation. Gene Ontology annotation, molecular function: protein serine/threonine kinase activity; ATP binding. The record is from RefSeq and is a predicted model, not a curated record. The transcript is spliced from 9 exons. Bases 1 to 3306 code for a protein of 1101 amino acids. Gene Ontology annotation, cellular component: cytoplasm. NCBI's taxonomy places the organism in Eukaryota, Fungi, Basidiomycota, Agaricomycetes, Agaricales, Schizophyllaceae.
AUGCUCUCUGUACCUAGACUGGCCUCGGGAUCUCGCGAAACCCUCACAUUCCAGGACUUCGAAUCCAUCGAAACAUUACCAUCCGAGGGCAUCUAUAUCUCGGAACUUGUCCGGGGAACGAGCGCGUUAGUCAAGGGACGUUUCUUUGUUUUGAAGACGGUCAUCGACCCCAAGCACACAGGAGAGCGCGACAGCGAACAAUGCAUCCUGCAGCAUCUGUCCCAUCCUUCUGUUACCGCCUUUGUUGCCAGUCUGUCUUCCCGUGUUCACGUCGUGGAGCAUUGUUCGUCAGGCUCGCUUCGCCAAUUUCUCAAGGAGAGGGACCAUGACCAUAUGGCAGAAUGCGAAGUUGCAUCUCUCCUCAAGGGCGUUGCCGAUGCAUUGGAAUAUCUGGCACAAGAGCUGAUUGUCCACCGAGACGUUAACCCAGACAACAUACACCUCACUUCGGCAGGACAGCCGAAACUGUCGAACUUCUCAUCCGCUACCCGUUUAUCAUCCGCCAAAUCCACGGCCUCCGGUCCGUAUGGCGCAUUCGAGUACAGGUCGCCCGAGAUGAUCACCAGCGUCCCGUAUGACUUCGCGACAGACGUGUGGUCAUUCGGCUGUGUUGUAUUCCUAUGCGCCACGGGGUACCAUCCUUUCAUGGCCCGCGUGCCACAAAUGACCGCCGACAACAUAUAUCGGGCAUCGUAUAGCAUACCUCGAAAGGCUUCAGCGACCCUGAGAAACCUUCUUGACUAUAUCUUCCAGCCGACCGCCACCCGUAUAUCCUCCCGCGACCUCGCGUGGCACCCUUUCUUUACUGAAUCAGUAGAACCCGCGCCUGGGGCAGGCGCACGACCUACAACUACUGGAUUAGCCUCGACGAUCCGCAAGCCCUCUGCCUUUCCUGUUCAACGUUCACAAAUCACUCGCUCUGUCUUAGGCAACAUCGGUAACACCGAUCUUCGUCGACUGCUUUCCGAUGAGGUCUCGGGCAUUUCUCGCGCUCGACGGAUCGUCUCCGAACCUGUUGGUGGCAAGACAUCGACGCCCUCUCUUCGGUGGCCCUCUCAGCCUUUCCGACAUCAGGCUCUGUCUCCUCCCUCUCGUCAACCUUCGCCUUCGCAACGUUUGCCAACGAGACCGACGACCCCUUCUCUCGACACCAGCAUCUCGACUGCCCCGUCUUCACCUGAGUCCGACGAGUCUGCGGACCCUCUUGCUGUCAACCGACAUCAGUGUCUACCUAGCGAACCGCUAGUCAAUCCUCUAAAGCGUCUAGUGUCUGGCUCCUCCGAACCCAAGCGACUCCUCUUCGAUCCUGUACCUCGCGUCGUCUCCGAUCCAAUGGUCCAGCAACGAACGGCAUCUACUUCGAUCUCAAAGCUAAGGGUCAUCUCAGAUGCGAAUACUCAGCACCGGCUAGUGUCCGAAGACUUCGUCAGUAAACGACUGGUGUCCAACGACAUUGUCAAGCAGCGUCUCAUCUCUGACCUCGACGCGAAGCAUCGCCUGUUCUCCGACGCGACCUCGAAACACAGAACUCUGUUCGUUUCCUCGACACCGUCAGACAAACUUACGCUCGCCGAAGUGGAGCCUGCCCAGCCUACGACUGCCUACGCUCCUCAAGCCCACUCUGCCACGCCUUCGCAUCGUAUCCAGUCCACCGUACCUUCCCGCCCUGCCCAACCGGUGCACUCACCCCUCCCCAUCGGCACCGUCCGCCCCACGCUCUUCAGCACCCACCUCAUGGCGCCGAAGUCCCACAAAGCGCUACAUGGCCAGGUUACUGUGCUCCCGUCACGCUCGCUGUUGAUCGACUUUCGGGAGGCCGAGAGGAGGAGAGGGGCGAAGGGGACAACGGUACUGGUGGUCGGUGGGGAUGGUGAGAGGAUCAAAGUCUACAGCGCUCCCCAUCUGAGCGCGCCCUGUUGCCUAACGGAGCCACUCGCCGAGUACGAACUCGAAGCGCUUCCUAGCUCCUACUGGAAGUCGUACAACGACGCGGCGGCGUUGGUGGAGAAGAUCAAGCAGAGGACGCCGAGGCUCGUCAUGUAUGAGGAAAAUGUCAAGUGCACCCUCAUGGCCAAUGCUGCUCCCGGCGAUAUUGAGCUAGACUUCUACUCUGUGGACUCAGCGAGGAGCGCCUCUGAUGACCCUGGCCGAAAGCCUACGACGACUAUGCGCAUCCGACUCUCGAGGAAGACACGUUCGCUGGAGCUCAUUCGGGAUGUCGGCUGCUCUUGGACUGGACUUGUCGCUGGCGCUGGCUCUGGUCCUGCUUCCGGUGAAGCCGCUCCUUUUGGCAGCGGUGCUGUUUCUGCUUCUGGCUCAGAAUGGGUACGGAAAACCUACGUGUACUCAGGCGACGGAUACGACGAUGCAGAUGCUCUGCGAGAUGUGGGUAGUCAUGGGAUGGCUGCGCUGGCGAGAUUCAUGGAGGUCUGCGAGCGGGUGGAGGCGGAUGAUGACGUGGGGACAAAUGCAGCGACCCCCUACCGCGCGCCUGAGGUCACUGCUCAUCGCGCUUCGGAGGCUGCUGCUCACUGCGAUACGGACGUCGCCGGGCGCUCGUCAACACAGGACCUGCUACCUUCGCUAGACGUGGCGCCGCCUGCUGCUCCGACUGCGCUCCCCAAGGACAAGCCUUUCCUCGGGAACGCUACGCCGAACUUGCCCAGUACUCGCAAGGACAGUCGCUUCCUUGGCCUUAAUGUCAACCGACGACCUAGUAAACUAUGGAGCGGGUCGUACUCUGCUGUGAUCCAAGCAGCAUCUGGUGCAGGUCAAGAACUAGCUGUGUAUGCGGACGACUCGGACUCGCCUGAACAGGACUCGACCUUCCGAAGGGACUUCCGCUCCAUUGGCGCGCUACCAGCUCUGAAGGCAGACGACGCGAGCCACGAGCUAGGCGAUACAGGAGAACAGCAGGACGACGAGCAAGCUUUGGACGAUGCAGACGCUCAACCUGCUGACGACGACUCUCGCAUCCACGUCGGCGCCAGCUUCUUCCAAAGCCUUGACUGGACAUCACUCGCCGUACCGGGCAUCGCUACGCGCUUCUUGCCCAACGUCGGGUGGUGUAUCCGGUACGGUUCGCGAGUCUCGCAGGGAGGGAGGUUCAGGAUCAUGUACUUGGACGGAGCGACGAUGGACAUCGACGUCGACGAGGAGUGGGUGGAGUUGCAGCAGGAGGGGGUUGUGGUAAGGGUGGGCAUGCGCGACCCGCGGGCCAGACGGAAGCUGGGAGGUAGGAUGAAGGCAUUUGAGGAGUUUGUGUCGAUGUUUGACGAGGAUGAGGAGGACGAAGGGGAAGUGUAGUGGAGUACUUUUUGUGAUACCCAUCCAUAUGCGAUACCCCCUGGCUUUCUAACGC